CACGCGUAUCUUCAUCGCGAGUUAAACCGCCUAGAUCAACACAACCAGUAUAAAUAUCCAUUAGAACCUAGAAACUAUCCAUCCAAAGCGAAGCGAAGGAGAAAAAAGUGUUCCUUAAGAAAAGCUUGGAAUUUCGAAGGCACCGUGCAAACCCUAACCCUAAUUCCUUAUUUGUUCAUUUGAUUUAAUUCAGUCAGCAAAGAAGAGAACUGGAAAGAGGGAUUUGUUAAUUUAUUCAUCUGUAUCAGAUUUGAAUACUUUGAAUAAUGUCUGCAAUAGUGUGCGGGAAGAGAUCUUUCUUCGAAGAGAUACUAACAACGUCAUCGCCGGUGUUGGGAUCACCGCCGGUUUCCAAGAAACGUCGCUGCUCUUCCACCACCUCCCCGGUUCAGUUCUCCUACUCGCCGCCGAGGAGUCUUUUCGAUGAAUUCAAGGCUUCGUUUCCUGAUAUGGAUAGUGAGCUCCUUGAGAAAGUUUUGGAAGAAUCUGGCAAUAAUUUACAUGCUGCUAUCAAGAGCCUGCAGGGGCUUCGUCUUGGAUAUGCAGAAGGUGCAGAGGACAACUCGAGUUUCGCUGAGGAUGUAAAUGCAGGCAUGGAGAAAGGUUCGACACCAUGUGUCGGAGAUGCAGUUCUUUUGGAGGACUCUCAAGUCCAGAACAAUCUACCUAUGGAUGGUGCAGAAUGGAUUGAGUUGUUUGUGAAGGAGAUGAUGAGUGCCACUAGCAUAGAUGAUGCUAGAUUCCGCACAACAAGACUGUUGGAAGGUUUGGAUAAAUCCAUCAGUUCUAGAAUUGGUUCUGAAGCUGCUCAAAAUUUUCAGAAGGAAAACAUGAUGCUGAAGGAACAAAUUGAGGCACUUCUUCGGGACAAUGCCAUUCUCAAACGUGCUGUUUCCAUCCAGCAUGAACGUCAAAAAGAGUACGAUGAGAGUAACCAAGAGGUGCAGCAAUUGAAGCAGUUGGUGGCUCAAUAUCAGGAGCAGUUGAGAACUCUUGAGGUGAACAACUAUGCCUUGAUAUUGCAUUUGCGUCAGGCUCAACCGAGCAACUCCAUCCCGGGACGUUUUCAUCCAGAUGUAUUUUAAUAAAGAACGAAAUUUAGCUACAUAAGCAUAUCUGUUUAGUCUCAUAAAGGGUGUUCUCAUGAAGCAUUGUAAGCUGAUACUGUUCAUCAUCGUAAGCAAAAUUUAAUAACUCUGAUUCCGUCAAAAAGUUGUUGGAGAUAUUAGUUCGCCUUCGAGUUUUGUGCUUAUGUAUUUUGUAGUGUUUGGAUUCUCAAUGGAUGAGUUGAGCAUCGGGUGGGUUGAUUUGGUUA
Messenger RNA from Olea europaea var. sylvestris, 1315 nucleotides. RefSeq lists its product as uncharacterized. Bases 267 to 1085 code for a protein of 272 amino acids. The record is from RefSeq and is a predicted model, not a curated record. NCBI's taxonomy places the organism in Eukaryota, Viridiplantae, Streptophyta, Magnoliopsida, Lamiales, Oleaceae. Gene Ontology annotation, molecular function: ubiquitin binding. The transcript is spliced from 6 exons.